This is a messenger RNA of Peromyscus maniculatus bairdii (prairie deer mouse), 1050 nucleotides long. The record is from RefSeq and is a predicted model, not a curated record. Lineage: Eukaryota; Metazoa; Chordata; Mammalia; Rodentia; Cricetidae.
AUGAAUCGUCCAACUGUACAGGGCACAGCCAUUCUCUAGGGAAGCAAGCUUUCCACAGCAGAGAGUUGGGAACAGGAGCAAGAGAGACUUACUUGGCAACAGGCACUCAUCAGCAUGAAUCCAAUGACUCCACCAGGCCCUCCGGUCAACUCUGUAUAUGUGGUGGCACCCCCCAACGGUUACCCCGUGGUCCCAGGAACUGUGACUCAGGUGCCUCUGUAUCCAGGCAACCAGCCUCAAAUCCACGUAAUUCCUGGGAAUCCACCUGGUUUGGUGACAGCGCAGAAAGUCUUGAAAAAUGGCAAAGUCCUGGGGGCCAUCCAGAUCCUGAUUGGCUUGGUGCACAUUGGCAUGGGCUCCAUCAUGAUCACCAACCUCUCCGGGUACUAUAUACCUGUUUCCCUCUACGGAGGCUUCCCCUUCUGGGGAGGCGUUUGGUUUAUCAUUUCAGGAUCUCUUUCCGUGGCGGCAGAGAAUCAGCCCAAUUCUUCUUGCCUGUUGAAUGGCAGCGUGGGCUUGAACAUCUUCAGCGCCAUCUGUUCAGCAGUGGGCAUCAUACUCCUCAUCACAGAUAUGAGUAUCUCGGGAACAUAUGUUUACCCCAAUGACUACCCUUACUACUACUACAGCAGCACGACAAUAGGCAUGGCUCUUUCUGGUGUACUGCUCAUCUUCUGCAUCUUGGAGCUCUCCAUCGCAAGUGUGUCUUCCCACUUUGGCUGCCAAGUGGCCUGCUGUCAGUCCAACAAUGUGGAUGUGGUCAUUCCAAAUGUCUACACAACAAACCCAGUGGUCUUCCCAGAACCUUCGAACCCAAUACCAAGUUAUUCCAGUGCAGUUCAAGACUCAAAUAGGUGAAGCUGAAGAUUCUAGAAGAAUCUUUCACUGAGACCAAGUGACAUCCUCCCUUGCCUAGGCUCCUAUAAAACCAGGUUCUGCCUUUUCUGACAAACUGAGCGAAAUGUCUCUCUUACUGCUUACACUGUGGACUUGUGCUUCACCUCACUCCAGCAAGUCCUGAUGGCUAUCUACUAGAGUAAGGUGGGAGAU